Messenger RNA from Colletotrichum destructivum, 3623 nucleotides. RefSeq names its product Putative reduced growth phenotype protein. Bases 251 to 2710 code for a protein of 819 amino acids. The record is from RefSeq and is a predicted model, not a curated record. Gene Ontology annotation, biological process: retrograde transport, endosome to Golgi. The transcript is spliced from 2 exons. NCBI's taxonomy places the organism in Eukaryota, Fungi, Ascomycota, Sordariomycetes, Glomerellales, Glomerellaceae. Gene Ontology annotation, cellular component: Ric1-Rgp1 guanyl-nucleotide exchange factor complex; Golgi membrane.
CGACUCGCAGCGACGCUGGAGCUAGCCCAGCUCGCUCAAACCUCCCGUCUCCCGCCAACUCGGAAACCCAUGACGUUCAAUGCACCUGUCAGGACUCGUUGUCCAUCACUAAUCCACGGAUACAGACGCGACGAUGGUUGAUGCCAGACAUGUGAUGCCCAGCUGAUUUGUUUGCAACAUCAUUCAAUCCUUUCCCCUCACCUCUUCGCUCCUCUCCUCUCCUGUCCGACCCGAACCGAGGAGCGCCAUCAUGUCUCCGUCUCCAGAGGCCUCCAGCAACAUUCGAGUCUUUAUCCGCUGGCACGACCAAACCGUCUUUGCCGGCGAGGAAAUCAAGUGCACCAUCACCUUCAAGAACAUUGCUCGCGAUUCUUCCCAACCACGACAGCCCCAGCGACUCGCACCCCCCGACCGGCCUAGGCAAGUCUCGCCGCUGCUGCGAGGCAAGCCCAGCACCGGCCUAACCCCGCCGAACUCUGCUCAAACCCGCGGUCACCGAUCCGCCCUAUCCCUCAACGUACCGGCAGCCCAGUCGCGUAGCCGCGCAGGCUCGAUACCAUGGCCCUCAUCACAUCCCCCUAGCGCCCUCGAAAAUCGUGGCAACGGCCACAGGAAGUCCGUCUCCAUUGUGUCAAUUGGCUCCACAAGCACAAUACCCGACGACAACCAGAGCAAUGCCAGCUCUGUGAAGGCGCAUCGGCCUGCUCGCGGCCACGCGCGAGCUUCCAGCCUCCAGAUAGUCCCUCGCGGAGCUGCUCUGGGUCUGGGGCUCACCGCGCCUCAGUCUGCAUCACCAAGGCACAUUAGCUCGCCUUUGUUCAAUUCAACUUCCGCUUCCGACACACCUUCUGCGACCUCGCGAUCCUCCACGUCACCGAAUACCCCCAGCGCGGAAGGCACACAACGCCCCGUGAGAUCCCCCAACAACGCGCUGGCGGAAUUUCGGUUCCCAAUGGUCCAGUCUCCGGUAUCAGAUACCCAAAGCACACCUAUAGCAGAACAUCACGACGGGCUGCUGAGCCCGAACUCCGAAGUGCCUCCGAGCCUCGCUAUACGAUCCAAAGAUGGCAUCCCUACCAACUAUAACGAGCAUGCGACUCCGGCCAUGCGUAUACUGUCAACGACAAGUAUGGGAGGUGGCACACCGCGUAGCAGUGGGGAGUUUUACUCGAUGAGCAACAACUCGACAGAGACACUGGCUUCUGAGUACCCAAUGCAGCCCACAAGAGGUCCGAUGCGGCCGCCGCACUUUCGACGGUCUUCAAACCUCGCAUCCCACCAUCCAAAGCAACCGGAGUCGUUGAUGAUGGGUUACGCCCAGAUCCAGGGCUCAUUCACCCUCGACGGUUCACUAAUCAACCUGGGCCCCUUUGAGCAAGUCAAACGAAAGGCUGUCGUAGGCGGCCAAGGAGGUGGUGUUAUUGGAGUGGAUUCUUCGAAGCGGGACAGUGGACUCCUUCGAAAUUUCGGUUGGGGAAGCAUCAGCAACUCGAUUGGGGAGUUGCUUGGAGCCGGCGAGGUCAGCAGCAUCAAAGACAUGCGUGGCAUCGCGAGCUCCAAGUCCGUCCCGCUGCUCUCGACUCCUCAGUCGAUUCUCUUCGUGGAUCUGAACCUUGCUCCGGGAGAACAUAAAGCUUUCGAGUACUCAUUUCAGCUCCCCAAGGGACUGCCACCGACACAUAAGGGAAAGGCGGUGAAAAUCUCAUAUAACUUAGUUAUAGGCACGCAACGAGCAGGCGGCUCCAAAGAACAGCAAGUACGCUCCGUCGAGAUACCCUUCAGGGUGCUGGGUAGCGUGAACAACUACGGAGAGAUCUUAGGCCACGACCUCAUGAACCCCUACAUUAUCCUCCGCGACCAGGCAAAGAUCAAGGCCGUCGAUAAGCUGUCGACACUCAACGAGAUCAAGAAGCUGAAGACGCCGGUAGCGGAUACGACCAUCAACGACUUCCUCAUCUACGUCGACGAACUUCUCACGAGACCGCGUCAAGGUUCUAGCGCAGGCCUGCUCUCCCCCACAGCGUACCCGGGGUCUCGACGUCCAUCGAUGUUUGAAGAAGCCACGACCGCCACGGAGGCCAUCAACCUGGCCAUCAUGCGUAGUAAUAUGGCAUCUGAGGGCCAACAAAGUCCCAAUCGUUUCGAGAUCGCCCGCAACGGACAGCGCGUCGGCGUUGUCAUGCUCACGCGCCCCUCGUACCGUCUAGGUGAACCCGUUACUAUGGCCAUCGACUUCACCGACGCCGAGAUUCCCUGUUACGCAGUCCACUCGUGCUUGGAGUCCGCUGAACGAGUCGAGCCCCAUUUGGCCAUCCGCUCGGAGGCCUCCAUUCACCGCGUGACGCGCAAAGUCCACGUUUCCGCCUCGGAGGCGACCCUCUACUCGCGAAGGAUGGUCUUCACGCCAACCAUCCCUAUUAAUGCGACGCCCGAAUUCGUCACGACGGGCGUGUCGCUCGAGUGGAAGAUCCGCGUCGAGUUUGUGGUGCCGAGCCAGGAGACGGAGCUCGAGCGCGAGGCACCCAGCACGCACCCGCUGCUGGAGGAGAUAUCACGGGACGAGCGGGGAGGCCUGGUCCUCGUGGCCGUCGAGAACCUGGCAUGCGAGAGCUUCGAGGUGGCGGUCCCGCUGCGGGUAUACGGUGCCGUGGCGACGGGGCUGGAAAAGCUGGAGAGGGACGACGCGCUAGAAGAGGGCCUUGUGGUUUGACCGACCCCGACGCCUGAAAAGGUGCGGAUGCUCUUCACCACGGCGGCGGGUUUCGGCGGAUUCCAUGUAGAACAAGCAGGUUCACUGCGGCGUUGGAUAGAAAAUCCUUGUUUUUAUAACCAACUUUCCCUCCCCUUUAUUUCCUUUCUCUAUUUUUUGGAACACGGCAACAUGUCAAACAAAACCACAGAACUCUUCCAGGAGGCGGCAGUCUAGUCUGGUUGGAAGCAAGGGGCGCCGGCGAGGGGCGCAUCCUUCUACUUCGGCCUGUACAUAAUCCAAUACGAAUGAACAUGACGCGCGGCCGGCUCAGUGGGCUCUACGGAGCAGACAUCAGACUUUGCAUCACGACUCCAGGACGGUGAGGAUGUGAAUGAUCAAAAAACGGGCGAGGCCUCAUCGUGUAGUAAUGGUACCGGCGUCCGUUGUUUCCACAAGACAAAUAUGAAAUUAACAGGAGCGCCAACCGUUGGGGGGAAAUGCAGGAAACCCAAGCAAGUAUGUUUACUCAAAAAUCCAAGACACGAGGGAGAAGAAGAAAAGGUAAUUCCAACGUCUGGGUCAAUCUCUUUCCCCUUUCCCCCUUUCCAAAUCCACGCGCUAUCCAUGGCAGUUCGUCCCCAACCUUCCGUCAUCCCCAAUUUCCUAUGUCCCCGCUACGCUGUCUGCUCCCCAUUGUGUCCUUGGGCAGACCAAAAUAACAAACUCCGUGCUCCAGUUCGCCUCCGCCACUUCGUCCGACCCCCCCCUGUAGCGGGAUCUGUGUUCUUGUAAUUGAAAAGAAAAGGAAAGGUUUCACUCCCGCUCUGCUGCCGCUGCUGUUGUCUCGAAGACUGAGUAGAAUAAAUAUUGAAUGCGGCGAGUAAAAUAAAAGUUGGGUUCUUGCGUUGCCCCCAAUCCGCCUGAAUUAUCC